Molecule: messenger RNA, 2214 nt
Organism: Talaromyces atroroseus
Lineage: Eukaryota; Fungi; Ascomycota; Eurotiomycetes; Eurotiales; Trichocomaceae
Exons: 4
Coding region: 1-2214 (737 amino acids)
Biological process (GO): DNA-templated transcription; regulation of DNA-templated transcription
Cellular component (GO): nucleus
Molecular function (GO): DNA-binding transcription factor activity, RNA polymerase II-specific; zinc ion binding; transcription cis-regulatory region binding
Source: RefSeq, a predicted model, not a curated record
AUGCCUAAACGUUCGUGGAAUCAAAUAUCGUCUGGAGCGGCGACGCAGCCGGGCCGUCGUCCAUCAACAAAAGCAACUCGGAAUGACAUGCACAUUAUCAAGUCAGGCAGUCCAAGCAGCCCGGAUGAGGCGAAGAUAUUCCAGAAUGGCAGUUUUUCUGAACCGCAGCAGCAUCCUCCUACUCCGACGCUGACCGAUGCCGGCUCCGAGUCGCGGUUUGCAAAGUCUGACACGCGCCAGCGAGCUGUAAGCAUGGCUCAGUCUGAUGACAAUGAGCCCAUCGCAUGGCCAUCAAUUACACGCAAAGUGAAAGCAUGCGCCGCUUGUCGCAAGCAAAAGAUUAAAUGUGACAUGGAUGAUGAUUGCCCGCCUUGCAAACGGUCUCUCGAACAAACUCUGCGAGCAUUGUCCCUCCCAUCGCUUCCCUCCCUUCACACCUCACUUUCCGAAAACGGCAAUGGACAGGAACAACAAGAAACUCAAAUUGCUCAGGCGGUCGAGCCUACCGCUCGAGACCUCGACCAAUCGCGGCACGUGGAUGAAACCCUAGCACAUGUCCCAAUAGAGUCACUGUAUGAGCUGACUCGCCUACGUUCUUUGCGGGGAGAAACGGUGGAAGAACGACCCGCGGAUCACGACGACUUUAUCUCUCGUGGCUUAGUCUCUGUCGACGAGGCGGAGAAACUGUUUCAGUUCUAUCACACACAGCUCGAUCCAUACAUCUAUGGGUUAGCAAGCAAGUAUAAAUCUUUGGAAAGCCUUCGUAGAAGCUCGCCCCUCCUCACGGCCUGUAUUUGCACAGUGGCAGCUUCACACCAACCUGGUAACAGCGGUGUUGUCUAUGAGAUAUGUAAUCAAGAAUUCCGCCGACUAGUAUCCAUGUCGAUGUUUGAGCGUCGCAUCAGUCUGGAUUACCUGCGCGCCUUGGUGAUUGGGUCAUACUGGCUGAGCGAUGUCUCGUGGACACUGGCCGGUCUUGCUGUACGACGCGCAAGCGAUAUCAAUUUGCACAAGUUCUAUUAUCGGAUCAUGGACUCGACGCAUGGUUUUGCGGAGACGCCAAAGAGCUGGGAUUCGGCGGACCCUGAGGCUUCCAUCGACCCGGUUCGACUGUGGUAUCUGCUGUACAUCUGUGAUCAGCACUUGUCAAUAUUGUAUACACGAGCUCCUAUGAUUCGUGAAGAUGACACGAUCCGUGGGUGGCGCGACUAUCUCGAGUCCCCGCAUGCGUCUCAGUCGGAUGUACGCAUAUCAUCUCAAGUGGCUCUGAUGAUGCUUUUGAGCCAGAUCAGAGAAUAUUUUGGCGUAGACGCCACCAAGGCUGUUCCUCGCGCCAUUACCCCUCAUAUCAACACAUUCAGUCACCACCUUGAUAAGUGGCUAGCACAUUGGUCGUCCAAACUUGCUGCCAACAAACACAUUGGAAACUUCCCCUCUAAGGGCAUCCUCCUUCACUACCACUUCGGCAAACUGCAUCUCUUCUCUCACGUCUUCCGGGGUCUGAAAUCAGGCGACCACGUCGAGCCCAUCCCUGCGUAUUUCAAGGAGACCGCAUCCGCAGCAGUUUCUCACGCAACGACCAUCCUCGAACUCCUCCUCAACGACGUCGACAUCCGACCUAGCAUAAUCGGUGUGCCGCACUACUUCCACACCAUGAUUGCAUUUGCCUGUGUAGUCCUGCUCAAAGUAUCGGAUCGGUACCGAGGCGACCUCGGUAUCGACGCGGGUCUUACGCACGCGUUGAUUCAGCGAGUAAUCGAGUUCUUGCGACAAAUUAAUUGUGGCCGGUAUCAUCUCGUGCACUGGAUGGCAGAGGGGUUGGCCAAGAUGCUUCAUUUGUGUCGUAGCAGCAGCGCUGGUUUGCAUCCAGGUGUACAACCUCAUCUGUCAUGGAAUGGCAGCAACAAUAACCAUAACCACAACCACGACGCCAUCUUGAGUCCCCUAAUCCAAGACAACGUGAGCAAUACGCUGUUCAACAGCGUCAGCGAAAUCCCCGAGCAGCCAUCCUUUCUGUCCCUAGAUCCCAACUUCGAUCUUCAUGCUGGGCUGAAUGCGGAGGGUAAUCAUGACGACAGCCAUAUAGGUACGAUGAGCAGCGGAGGGCCGUUUUUGCCUAUGCUUGAUGGCAUCGACGGGGGAGGUGCUGGUGCCAGUACUGGUGGUGGUGGUGGUGAUUAUGGCUUGACGGAUAUGAGUUUCAAUUUUGUUUGA